Chroicocephalus ridibundus (black-headed gull) is the source of this 3393-nucleotide messenger RNA. RefSeq names its product coiled-coil domain containing 3 (gene CCDC3). Lineage: Eukaryota; Metazoa; Chordata; Aves; Charadriiformes; Laridae. Gene Ontology annotation, biological process: negative regulation of gene expression. The record is from RefSeq and is a predicted model, not a curated record. Gene Ontology annotation, cellular component: extracellular region. The coding region runs from base 244 to 1107 and encodes 287 amino acids. The transcript is spliced from 3 exons.
GCCCCUUCGCAGCCCCGCCUCGCUGCCUCCCUGCUUUUUCCACCCGGGCUCUUUUACACCUCUCCCACUGCCCCCCCGGCCCCCGCAGUCUCCGGAGCAGUCCGCAGCGGCUCCGAGCCGUCCUCCCCCCACCUCCUCAUCUCCAUCCCCAUCUCCAUCCGCAACCUCCUUCACCCCCCUCCCCUGCCCUCCCCUGCCCGCCCGCCCCGGCGCGCCCCCGGCCCGGCCGCGGAGCCGCCCGCGAUGCCGCCUCCGCCGCGGCUGCUGCCGCUGCUGGUGCUGGGCUUGUGGCUGGGGCUGGGGGGGCGGGCGAGCGGCGGGGGGGGUUGCCAACUGCCAGCCGAGUGGCGACCGCUCAGCGAAGGCUGCCGAGCCGAGCUGGCGGCGAUCAUCGUCUACGCCCGGGUGCUGGCGCUUCACCCCGACCCCUACGGCGCCUACAACUACCUGCCCUGGCAGAGGGGCCCCGCCGCCGGCCCCCAGCAGGGAGCGGGGGGGCUCUUUUAUUCGGCCGAGAUCGAGCUGCUGUGCGACCAGGCGUGGGGCAGCAUGCUGGAGGUGCCCGCCGGCUCCCGCCUCAACCUCACCGGCCUCGGCUACUUCUCCUGCCACUCGCACACCGUCAUGCAGGGCUACGCUUAUUUCUUCUUCCUCCGAAUGGAUGAGAACUACAUCCUCCUGCCGCACGGAGUCAACUUCCAGGAGGCGAUUUUCCCAGACACACAGGAGAACAGAAGGAUGUUUGCCAGCCUUUUCCAGUUUUCUAACUGCUCUCAGGCGCAGCAUGUGUUGAGCUUCUCCAGUGACUGGGAGAUCCAAGAGGACAACCGGCUCAUGUGCUCCUCGGUCCAGAAAGCCCUGUUCGAGGAGGAGGACAGAGUGAAGAAGCUGCAGCAGAAGGUGGCGACGCUGGAGAAGCGCAACAAGCAGCUGCGAGAUCGGGUCAAGAAAGUCAAGAGGUCUCUCCGGCAAGCCAGGAAAAACACCAGGCACAUGGAGCAAAUGAACCGAAAGCUCAGCGAGAAACUUUCCUCUGCAGGUGGUCAAAUCCCCUAUAUUAACUCUUUGAAGCAGGAGAACUCCCAUGGUACCUACCUUAAAGUAUAAUGCAAGGGUAAGUGCUCAGGCCAAUGAUAAUGGUGAAUUUUGCCUGCAUUAGAUCAGGAUCUGGCCCUCACACCUUGUCUACGCUGUGCUUCAAACCUUGCAUGGGAAGUGAAUCUGAACUUGCUUUAGACACAGUGCUGGAUUAAACAGGAAUGCAAACCGUGCUCGGCUGGGUGUUGGAAGCACAGCCCAAAGCCAUGUCCUCACUGUGCUUCGUGGACAUAGGCCCAGACCAUGAUCUGUGCCUCUUGGCCCUCACCCACCUCCACCUCCCUCACCAGUUUCAGGUUGUCUUUGAUGAAAGUGCCAGAUCAGCCCUAUGGGCCAUUGCAGGCACUUGACACAGAAAAUCUUGGAAAGAUCUGGUGCCUACUUACCUCCUCCACAUGGGCUGGGCAAGCAAGGCCGGGGGGAUAUAUGGAGAUGGAUGCUCUAGGAAGGAUGCAGGCACGAAUGCUCUUUGGUCCAUCAUCACCCCCAAGCUCUCAACCUCCCUUAAGCAUGACUAAAGUCUACAUCCAGUGUCUGAGCAAACUCUAUGUCCGGGACACAGUCAGUUUGGGUCCCCCUUCAAAAUGAAGCAUAGAUGUGCCCAAAUUAUCUUAAGAGCAUUUCUAAAUCUCCCUAAAUAUUCUAAAUAAAAUAUCUAAUAUUUUUUAUUGUACCAGGAAGUGCCUCAAAGGUCUCAGUAACUCCCUCAGGUGCCUUUAUCAUUGCCCGUGGAAGCCACGUCAUUUUGGGACUGUGUCUAGGACCUAAUCCAGCUCCUGUGGUCAGGAAUGGACUUAGCCUGACUAUUGAUGGGUGCUGGAUCAGGCCCAGCAGACAGUUUCAGAUCCCGUUUUCAAGCAGGUUUAAUUUACAGUGUGGACAAGGCUUCAAGUUUUGUAAUCACUGUUUGAGGUACAACGGGGGUUGCUGGGCAGCCUCCCUUAGUUACACUUAGAUACUGUAGAGACCACAUCAAUAUCAACAGGGCAUUAAAAACUAAGGUAGUUUAUAUAUGUAUAUAUUUUUAAAUCCUAUAGAAAAUAUUUUUAUUACACAUUUGAUAUAGUCUAAUUUCUUAAAAUAUGAAGUAAAUCCUGUUUCUUGGUUAUCUCGUUAAAAAAAAAAAAAAAAGCCUGAUUCUUGGUUAUCUCGUUAAAAAAAAAAAAGCCCAUCCUGUCCUUUAUUAGACAUUUACAGACUGAGUUCUGCUCAAGCAGCGUAGGUUAAGGCAUCUGUGGCUGAUAAAAUUUUCAGCUGUGUUAAUGUACCAGAGCGUGCCUUGGGUUUUGGUACUCAACCACCCUUCCUUCAUAACAGCACUCCAUAAGGAGAGAAAGAUAGAGGAGUUUUUGUGGUUUUCUUCCCUUCUCAAAAUAGUUUUUCUUACUCUGAGCAUGAGACCGGAGUGCAGAUAUGCUUCGUGCUUUUCGACAGGGGCAGCCAGCCCUUGCCCAGCCCCGGGCAACACGGAUAACCUGCCCGGGCUAAACGCGAUUUGUACGAGGUGGGCUGAUCCAGAUGAUCUUUAACAUAGAGGUGAGGCCCUCAGAAAUACCAGCGUGUAAACCACCGCUCUGCUCCUAACCCUCCACACUUUACCAGAGCGCUGCAUGGUCUCCAUGCUGUGUCUCAGCACUCAGAAUACUCAAAAUCAGAGUAUAUCCAGGCUACAGCCCUGCUGGACCACGCUUUAACUAUCCUGCGCUAGGAAAAGCCCGUAUCAGCUUUCAGCCACGAGCUUCAGUCCAAGCUGAACUCAGAAUUUAAGCCUUGUGUUGGCUUUUAGGAUGCUGCUGAGUUUAAUUACCUUCCAGUUUUGCUCCUUUUGGAAAUAAAGCUGCUUUUUUUUUUUUUUUCCCCUUCUUUCUCCUUCUCCUCCCCUCUUGAAAUAAUAUUGGCAUUUCUAAAGAUUCUGACUCUUCCACAAGCUCCGCUGGUUUCAAGGGCUUUGCCUACCGAAUCAGCACAAUUUGAGUUGUUUUGUGCUGCAGUCAGCAAUGCUGUUUCCUGAGAAUUGCUACAGACCUAAGGCUUCCCUAGAAGCCAAUCAAGAGAUUUUUAACUCCAAAAUUUAAAUCCAUAGGAAAGUAACUACAUUUUUUUUUUCUUUUUGGUUUGUUUCUGGUUUCUAAACUGCUGUUUAAAUAAAUGAACUGGUUUUUUCUCGUAUAGGUAUUAAAAGCUUGUGUUUUCAUGUUUUGUUAAUAAAAAUAUUUCCUCUGGUAUUCAUUCAUGUUUUAUAAAUGUUUGUAUAAAGCUGAGAAAGUAUAGUUAACAGAGCUACAUCUUUGCUAU